Molecule: messenger RNA, 1382 nt
Organism: Raphanus sativus (radish)
Lineage: Eukaryota; Viridiplantae; Streptophyta; Magnoliopsida; Brassicales; Brassicaceae
Product: mitogen-activated protein kinase 5
Exons: 6
Coding region: 98-1219 (373 amino acids)
Biological process (GO): protein phosphorylation; intracellular signal transduction
Cellular component (GO): cytoplasm; nucleus
Molecular function (GO): ATP binding; MAP kinase activity
Source: RefSeq, a predicted model, not a curated record
CUUCUUUAAAAUCUUCAGACACGCUUUGAUCUCAUCUUCAACUCGAAAAAAUUAGAUUCUCUUUUUUUUUCCUUAAGGUGUGUAUCUUGAUUCGAAAAUGGCUUCUGAAACUGAGUCAGCGACAGAAAACAACAUAAAAGGAGUACUUGUUCAUGGAGGAAGAUAUUUUCAGUACAAUGUCUAUGGAAACAUGUUUGAAGUCUCCAACAAGUAUGUUCCUCCUAUCCGACCAAUCGGUAGAGGGGCUUACGGCUUUGUCUGUGCCGCAGUAGAUUCGGAGACACAAGAAGAGAUUGCAAUCAAGAAGAUAGGCAAAGCCUUCGACAACAAAGUAGAUGCUAAGCGAACGCUGAGAGAGAUUAAGCUACUUCGUCAUUUAGAACAUGAGAACGUUGUCAUUAUAAAAGACAUCAUCAGACCACCAAAGAAGGAGACAUUCACAGAUGUUUAUAUAGUCUAUGAGUUAAUGGAUACUGAUCUUCAUCAGAUUAUUCGUUCAGACCAGCCCUUGAAUGAUGAUCAUUGUCAGUACUUCUUGUAUCAGAUUCUACGUGGACUAAAGUACAUACACUCAGCAAAUGUAUUACAUCGUGACCUUAAGCCGAGUAACUUGCUUCUGAAUGCAAACUGCGACCUUAAGAUUGCAGACUUCGGUUUGGCAAGGACGACAUCUGAGACAGAUCUCAUGACAGAAUAUGUUGUCACGAGAUGGUACCGAGCACCAGAGCUGCUUCUCAACAGUUCUGAGUACACAUCUGCGAUUGAUGUCUGGUCUGUUGGUUGCAUAUUUGCUGAGAUCAUGACAAGGGAACCUCUAUUCCCUGGGAAAGACUAUGUCCACCAGCUUAAACUUAUAACCGAGUUGAUAGGAUCACCUGAUGGAACGAGCCUAGAGUUUCUCAGAAGCGAGAAUGCCAGAAAGUACGUUAAAGAACUACCAAAGUUCCCGAGGCAGAGCUUUGCAGCUAGGUUUCCUGGUAUGAGUUCUAUAGCUAUCGAUCUGCUGGAGAAAAUGCUCGUGUUUGAUCCUGAAAAACGCAUAACGGUUGAGGAAGCAUUGUAUCAUCCUUUCUUGUCAGCACUUCACGACCUUAACGACGAGCCUGUUUGUUCAAACCAUUUCAGUUUCGAUUUUGAGAACCCGUCUUCCACUGAAGAAGAGAUUAAGGAGCUCGUGUGGCUAGAAUCAGUGAAGUUCAAUCCUCAUCCGACCACUUAAGUCCAUUGUUUAUUGUAAGGUUGCCUCUUAUAAGCUUCUGUUUCAUCAAUGUUGUUUUAGCCUUUUCAUCUGUCAAAAAAAACUAUAUAUCAUGCAAUACCAGAAAAUGAUGUAUGACGAUCUCCCUUGAGACACAAGAUAUAUAUAUUUUUUGUCUCACACA